Gigantopelta aegis is the source of this 5089-nucleotide messenger RNA. Its product is annotated as alpha-1A adrenergic receptor-like. Gene Ontology annotation, cellular component: membrane. Gene Ontology annotation, molecular function: G protein-coupled receptor activity. Lineage: Eukaryota; Metazoa; Mollusca; Gastropoda; Neomphalida; Peltospiridae. Bases 258 to 1562 code for a protein of 434 amino acids. The transcript has 2 exons. The record is from RefSeq and is a predicted model, not a curated record. Gene Ontology annotation, biological process: G protein-coupled receptor signaling pathway.
GUGGUCUGGGAGAUGGGGACGUCAAUAUAUGUGAGGACACAUGCUGUAUUCCGCACGGCUAGCAGCGACACCAGCUGCCCCACUAGCUUACUACACCGUGCACCAUCUUUGAUCGGAGCUACUAGGAUGUCACUUACAAGAUGCUUACUUUCACACACCUUCGACUUCACACACUCAAUACACUGAUCUCGUCAUAGGAGAUAGGUUCUGAUGUACAAUCUUUAAGAUGGCAGCAUCCUAUGUGAUAAGACUGGACUAUGAUGACGCCAAACACUCUUGUACUGGCUCUUCUCAAUGUGGUCGUAGAAGCUAGUGAUGAGAAUGAUAUUACACCUCUUCAACCCGCACUCAAUUUGUCGAAAACUUCCAACAUGGCAUCACAAGAAACUCAGCAUCAGGAGGCAUACUAUCUCUAUUUCAUAGGGACUGUGGGAAUGGUGCUCAACUUGGUGGUGGUCAUCACCAUACUGGUGCGGAGAACACUCCGCAAGAUGACCAGUGCAUUCCUCAUCCAUUGCUGCUUUUUGAACUUCCUCAAGUCAGUGUACUGCAUUCCAUUUGGAUACAACCUAACUCACUCGACUGACGUCGGUGACUGCUCUUUCCAAGGAUCAAGCUACAUCAUCAUCAUCACUGCAUCGUCUUUCAACCUGAUGGCGAUGAUAUGUACAGAGGCGUACACCUUUGGUGAGACCAACAUUGGAGGCAAUUCACGAGGCAGUGUGUGUUGUGUUUUGUUUGGAAUAUUAACUGUGUAUGUGACGAGCACGAUUGUUCACCUAGGGCCGACACUGAUUGGUGGCUACUUUGAGUUUAAUUCUGACAUCGGAAGCUGUGCCUUUAUACUAGGUGAGGCCAUGGGAUAUAUUGCCAACAUCAUGUGGAUCAUGAUCAUCACCUUGACCUUCAUCGGUGCCUCUCAUUUCCUGUGUAAGUUUUACAAAGAGAUUCAAAUGAAUCAGCCCAACAGAGUGUCCAUGCUAGUCCGGACAUCCAUAACGAUCAUGGAUGAUCCACACAGAAAACAGUCAACAAGUAGUAUCCGUGCUCUCAUAGAAGAUUCAAAGCAUCGAGCAAAAAUCUUUGUGAUGACAGUUAUCGAGUUUAUUAUUUGCUGGUACCCGCUGUUCCUACUUCUGAUCAUAGAUGUUAAUUUUAAGGUGUCACCAAAAGUGUACCAGGCUUUCAGUUUUAUUGCCUGGUCUCAAGGAAGCAUUGAGCCAAUGCUGUACAUCUUGUUUGACCGAAAUCUCGAUCUGUUAGCUAGUUCUGUUUACUGUGAUCGAUACAAAAAAUACAACCGGGACACCAUCGCGUACCUCAUGUCACGCCACCGGCAGCCAGCAUCUUCCACAUCAGCUAUGACAAUGGAUCCUGGAAUGGAUUACGUUCCUUGUAGACACUGUCACCAUGGUGAUGAGAGUUACGUAGGAAACCCAACACUUUCUGCAAGUCAACAAGGCCACCAGUCCUCUCUAAGUCCAGUUGCAAUGUCAAUGGGUAAUGAUAAUCAAGAUGAAAUUUUAGAUGAGAAAGGUCUGCCUCUUGAGGUACAGUGUUAAACAUAAUAUACAGUGUCAAAUUCAGGAAUUACAGAGAGCAUUCUAUUUGUAAUUUAUCAGGAGUUACAAUUACAAAUCUGUGGUUUAUGAAGAUUUACCAACAAUGUAUACUGAAGUCAUCAAUAUUUACUGUGGAAUGUGUUUUUCUAGUCCACCUCGAUUUAGCGUGAGACAUUCAUUUAUGGAUUAUUAGAAUUCAGAAUUUAUCUGUGGUCUAUCAGGAUUUGGAGUGGAAUCUGUUUGUGAUCUACAAGAUUUAUAAAUAGAUAUUCAAUUUGUAGUCCAACAGGUUUUAAAAUGAGAAAUAUAUUUGUGAUCUAUCAGAAAUCGCAGAAAAAGAAAUAUGAUUUAUCUGUAAAUCUACAAUAAAUUUAAAGAAUAUAUUCAUAUCAUUCUAUGUUUUUUCCUAUUAAAAAAUCUACACCUAUAACACAUUUUUCUUAGUGUAAUUCACACUUACAAGAUAAAUUAAGAUAUAAAGUGUUUUCCAUGAUGAUAGAAUUACUGUCUUAAAUCCUGAUUUAAAGAAAUGACCACUUUGGAAGGUAAACCAAGAAAGUCAGAAUGCCAUAUUAAUUCCAGUUGUGAAGUGCUGUGUGCAAUAAUAAAAACUUAAUUAAAGUGUAAACAGCACAGAAAAUUCACAGACACUACAGCCAGUAUACUAUGUGUAAUUCCAAACCAAUGGAUGCCUGAAUUAAGAGUAAAAACAGCUAAAUACGCACAACAAUAUGAGUAUAUAUGUACUAACACAUGCAAAUUGAAGAAAAUAAAAUUAUUUCACAAGAUGGUGAAAGAGAACAGGACAAAAGCUAAUAUGUGAAAAAUGUAAUUUACAUUUCAAAGAUAUAAUGAGAUGACGAGAUGUAGGUAAUUGGUAGAAUACUCGCCUAAAGUAUGAUUGGUUGUAGAAAUGAUCACCCGCAGUUGACCCCUUCCCUACCAGUACCCUAUCAUUUGGUAAGUCAAAGGUAUGUGCUGUUCUGUCUGUUGGAAAGUGCAUAUAAAAAUGCCUUGCUGUCAUUUUGUAGGAGUAGUCCAUGAGGUACAGCAGGUUUCCUUUCUCCCUGUGGAGACCAAGUGUUGCAAUAUGAUAGAUAUCAAAUAGUUGUAUUUUAAAAUGUGCUGAGGUGUUGUUAAAACAAACAUUCCUUUCCUUUUCGUUCAGAUGUGACAACAUUUCAUACCCUUGUACUUUGUAAACACUAGGCUGUUUAGUUCAAGAUAACCAGUCAUAGGUAGAUGUUUGUAUUAACAUUUACCACUCAACUGCACUUUUUAUAUUUGACUAAAAUGUUGUGUCUUUGUACAUGCAAGUGAGAAAAAUGCAGAUCCAACCAAUACAAGCUAUACUGACAUCCAAAAGAAACUUUACAAGGCUUAAAACUGUAUUACAGAAAAAAAGAAAAGAAAAGGUAUAGUGGGAUAAGAAACUAUUAUGAAGUUCAAUAUCUAAACGUAACAAUGCACUUCCUUUGUAAGGUGUUUUUCAAUUUGCAACAAUUUUUAUCAAAUUAUUCAAAUUUUAUGUAUAUGAAGUUUCUUUUGGACAUCAGUAUAUACUAAACAUUUUCUCUAAUGUCGACCAAUUAAAGGUUCUUGUUAUAUACUUAAAUGUGAGAUACUAGUAAUCUAAUAAUAAAAUGCCUGCAUAAGAAAGCCAAUUGAAAAUACAGCUUUAAAGAUAAUAUUUAAUUUGUUAUAUUUGCUCAUUAUGAAUUAAAUUGAUCAAUGAUCUUUAGAGCUGAACAGAACAGAAGGUAUAAGUUAUAUUGUCUAAAAAUUCUAGUACUAUAGUAGUUUGUUUACUACAUAUUUACAAAAAAUCUACAACUUUAAUUUACAACUGACAUAGUUUUUUAAACAUAUUUGAUGAAUCUUUUUAUUAUCAAUCAGAACUUUUGUUGAAAUCGUGUUUGAGUACCUUGUACUGGUUUCAACUUGUAGUGUAUACUGCAUAGCAAAUGUAUACUCAAUAAAAGUGUAUUCAUUUAUGGCAAUGGAUAUUAAUAGUAUUUGCACAAAUAAUCAAUGUCACAAAUUAUUUCCAAUCAGCUGGUAUAAUACUAUAAUGCAACCUGCAGUGCUCCAUAUUUUUUGGCAAAUACAGGCAUAGUAGGAACAACUUUUUAUUGUUUAGUACACAAUGUUUUCAUGGUAAUCUGAAAGUUUCAAUGAACAAAUGCGACAAAUAAAUAUUACUGUAAAACAUGUAAUUUUACAUGUACUUGUAGCACAAUCUAGCAAGUAGAUUUUUUAAGCCCCAGAUUACCAGCUAACGUAAACAGCAGAAUAGACGGUAUUAGUCUGUAGCUGAUCGGUGUGUUUUCCUUUUCCCCCUUUACAGUUCAUAAUAUGCAAGUAUAGACAUGGUGACUGCAGCCUCAAGAAAACCAAAAAACAAAACAAACAACAACACAAAACAAAAACAACAAAAAUUACAGGAGGCUGCUACAAAACAAAACACACUGUAAAUUCUUGCAUUGUCACAAACAAUAGUUCUUUGAUAAUUCACAUCUAUUUAGAUUACAAGAUUCAGUUUUGUCACAAACUCAAUUUUAAAUUCUGUUCAUUGUCCUACAAAACUUUACCAUUUUGGAUAAUCUACAGCCGGGGGAAUUAACAGUGAUUCAUUAACAUUAGGUAAUGUAAAAACAAGCAUGACAUAUCAUCUGUGACUAAAUCGGUUUAAUACAGAUCAGUGUGAAAGAUCGCUAGAGAGAUGAAUUAAGGGCAAUAUCUUAAAGCUGUGGACAUAGAUUAGCAGGAAACAACUACCCGGUAUUUUCCUUUGUGUCGAGUUUUUUCCUGCAAUCUGAUACAUAUGCAUAAAGCAAUGUUCUUUAUGACGGAAAUUCAUUGAACCAACCUGUUAUUGGAAUGUAUUGUGUACACCAAAACACCUUAAAAUUUGAUUUCAUAAUCUUUAAUAAGGCUUUAAUUUUUAUAUUUUGGAGUGAUAUUAUGUUUAAAACUUACAUAAAUGUUUUGUUGUGUUUUGUUAUUUCGUAAAUUUUUUAAUUAAUUAUUAUUUUAAUUUUUUUUUGGUCAUUCAUAAACAUGUAAUGUCUAGCAUUAGGAGUUUGAAUUUCUGUAUGUUUUGCACUUCAAUCAUUUCAUCGCUCCAUAUCAUAAGUUAACUUUGUGUCUACCAGAUCAAUUAGUAAAACAUCUGGUAUUUUAUUUCAAUUUCCAGUGUUUUACUCUCUUAGUCUAAAUAUUAUUAUACAUGUAGCCACUUGCUCUUGACACUGUUUUAUCUAACUGUAUAUCUGUGACUUAUACUAUAAUUAAAAUGAUUACAGAUACCAUUUAAUGAUCUGAGUAUUAAAAAAUUAAUGAAUCUUCAAGAAAAACUAAUUUCCCAAAUACGUGUUUUUUCUGAACCCACCCCUCCCCCAACUACAUGUAUAUGUAAGUUUUGUUGAAAUAAAUAGCUGCACUAGCUACUGCCUUAAGUUAAUAGAUUUUAAAGAAUUCUUUAAAACUAAACAAAAACUAUUUUUGUCUUGCACUUGCUGAAAUGG